Gracilinanus agilis (Agile Gracile Mouse Opossum) is the source of this 1337-nucleotide messenger RNA. RefSeq names its product F-box and leucine rich repeat protein 15 (gene FBXL15). Gene Ontology annotation, molecular function: protein binding. The record is from RefSeq and is a predicted model, not a curated record. The coding region runs from base 25 to 915 and encodes 296 amino acids. NCBI's taxonomy places the organism in Eukaryota, Metazoa, Chordata, Mammalia, Didelphimorphia, Didelphidae. The transcript has 4 exons.
CUGGCAGAGACAUCAGGGCUACAGAUGGAGCCGUCCGGGGGGGAGCAAGAGCCAGGGGCCGUCAGGCUCCUGGACCUGCCAUGGGAGGAUGUCCUGCUCCCGCACAUCCUUAGCCGCAUUCCCCUGCGGCAGCUGCUCCACCUGCAGCGAGUCAGCAAAGCCUUCCUGGCUCUUGUGCAACUGCACCUGGCGCGCCUGCGCAGCUUCGAUUCGGCACAGGUGGGCCCCCAGGUUCCGAGGGCAGCCCUGAGCCGGCUGCUGCGUGACUCUGAGGGGCUCCAAGAGCUGUGUCUGGAGUCGUGCCGAGAUUGGCUGUCCGAUGAGGACCUGGAGCCAGUGCUGAGCCGGAACCCUGGGCUGCGGCGCGUGGGGCUGGCGGGCUGCGGGCGGCUUAGCCGCCGGGCCCUGGUGACGUUGUCCUUGAGUUGCGCACAGCUGCGCUGCCUCUCACUCGCCCACUGCGACUGGGUGGAUGGCCUGGCUCUUCGGGGCCUCGCUGAUCGCUGCCCGUGUCUAGAGGCCCUGGACCUCACGGCAUGCCGACAGCUCCGGGACACAGCCGUGUCCUACCUGGCCCAGCGCCGCGGGGCCCAGCUCCGAUCUCUCUCGCUGGCCGUCAACGCGAAUGUGGGGGACGCUACUGUGCAAGAGCUGGCCCGAUGCUGUCCCCAGCUCGAACACCUAGAUCUCACCGGCUGUCUCCGAGUGCGGAGUGACGCCAUCAGGACCCUGGCAGAGUAUUGUCCACGCCUUCGCUCACUUCGGGUACGUCACUGUCAUGAUGUGGCUGAGUCCAGCCUGAGUGUUCUGAGGAAACGCGGUGUGGACAUCGAUGUGGAACCACCCCUGCAGCGUGCCCUUGUCCUGUUACAGGAUGUUGUUGGCUUUGCUCCCUUUGUUAAUCUGCAAAUCUGACCAAUUGGUGAACAGUGGAAGAUUGAGGGUUUAGUGAACACAGCUGGACUGUGGGUCUAGGAACACCCUGCGCUGGGGGGCUCUACCUUUGUCCUUACCCUCAAAUGGAACUGGAGCCUGGACAGUCUCACCAGCUUUGGGGUUGGGGGGGAGAAAAGGGAAGGAGAAAGAAUGCUAGAUUGAGGCUGGGGGGAGGGUAGGCAGCUCUCUCUGGGGAAAGACGGAAAUAAAAGACUACUUGAACCUGGCCCAACUCUCCUGCUGUAGGGGGGAAGGUGGGAAGGACAUGGAGGAACAGGGCCAAUACCAAUCUAUAUUCUUCAUGCCUGAAUGGCUUGGGAAGGGUAAGGGAAAUCAGAUAAGGAUCUUCUCUCAGUUGAUGAGGAAUAAGUGGUUGGUGAGAGUAGCAUAAAGUACACUUG